AGCGUCGAUUCAUUUUGUUGGCUCCAGAGUGAGAGAAAUGGACCAGAACUGAUGUUCGUGUCCAUAAUUCUGCCUCUUGUUCUUCAUCCUUCGGCAGGGGCCUGUCUUAUCUCCAUUCAAGGAUCUUUCUGGUUGAAUUUGUCAGAGCUGGGCAUAGUUUGGGGCUUGACUGUUUUGGUUGGUCUGCUUUCGACUGAAAGGUGGUCAUAACUAGUUAAUAGGUUAAGAAUGACGAACCACAGAUGAGAGCGUGCACGUAGGCGUAUGCAUGAAAGUGUCAUCUGUGGCUGCAGUUCAUGCAGAGAGGGCUGGAUGCAGAGACGAAGAAGCAGCUGGAGGAAGACGAGAGGAGGAUCAUCAGCGACGAGCAUUGGUAUCUGGACCUGCCCGAGCUCUGCACCAAAGAGACUGUGCUGGUGGAGGAGGAGAGCUUCACUCCCUGUGAGGACUUGCAGUUUGGCCGGAUCUCCUUCAGAGGCUUUAACCCAGAGGUUGAGAAACUGAUGACCUUGUUGAAUCCAAAAGAUGAAGAUGAAGAGGAGAAGGAUGUGAGCUGCAUGCAGACAGACAUCACAGAUGAGGAGAUGGCUCUGAGAUACGAGACUUUGGUGGGAAGCAUGAAGAAGAAAUAUGCAAAGAAGCGGGAGAGAGCAGCCAUGGACCAGAACGACAACCACCAUGAGAUGGACUCUGAGAAAAAGAGGACUUUUCUGAGGCCUCAGGACUGAACAGGUCCUGCUUUUAGUUCAUCUCCAGGAAAAGGUUUGAGGGAUUCCCGUCUACAGCUGGAUGGUUCUGUGUGCACACAAACGUGCACCUGAAGAUGUUCUUUUGUCAUGCUCCUGGGUCAGUCCGGAGGUUCUGAGCAUGCUCAGUGUAGCUCUGGGGUGUCAGGUGAUCUACACUUUGGAAUGAACUACCUCGGGUUGUCCUGCUCUCCUCAGGAAGCCCAUUUUCAUUGGUUCAGCAGCAUGUUCUAAUGCUGCAGCGCCUCCUGUUGGCUGGACUUUUUUUUUUAAAUAAAACUUGUCAGAACAGA
Messenger RNA from Oryzias latipes (Japanese medaka), 1039 nucleotides. RefSeq names its product M-phase phosphoprotein 6 (gene mphosph6). The record is from RefSeq and is a predicted model, not a curated record. Gene Ontology annotation, biological process: maturation of 5.8S rRNA. Lineage: Eukaryota; Metazoa; Chordata; Actinopteri; Beloniformes; Adrianichthyidae.